Molecule: messenger RNA, 1413 nt
Organism: Lathyrus oleraceus (garden pea)
Lineage: Eukaryota; Viridiplantae; Streptophyta; Magnoliopsida; Fabales; Fabaceae
Exons: 7
Coding region: 1-1413 (470 amino acids)
Biological process (GO): DNA repair; telomere maintenance
Molecular function (GO): DNA helicase activity
Source: RefSeq, a predicted model, not a curated record
AUGAAUGUAAUUGUUCAAAAACACAGUGGGGUAUUUUUUGUUGAUGGUCCAGGAGGAACAGGUAAAACAUUCCUGUAUAGAACAUUAAUGGAAAGUUUAAGAAGUAGAGGAGAAAUUGUCUUAGCAACUGCAUCAUCUGGUAUAGCUCAAAAGGAUCUUGCAAAUCUCAUUAGAGUUGCUGCCGCAAUCAUUUGGGAUGAAGCACCAAUGACAAACAAAAAUUGUUUGGAAGCCUUGGAUCGAUCAUUACAAGACAUUUGUAGCAACAAUGCUCCAUUUGGUGGAAAAUCUCAUUUAUGGAAUCAUACCAAGAUUUUGCGUUUGCGUCAAAAUAUGCGAUCAUUGCAUGAUCAAGAGUUUGCAGAAUUUCUUAUUCGCAUUGGUGAUGGUGUUGAACCUACCAAACCAGAUGACAUGGUGAGGUUACCUUUACAUAUUGCAAUCCCAUGGGAAGGUGAACAUUCCAUACAGGUACUUAUCCAACAUAUUUUUCCUAAUUUAGAGUUGCAUGGUUGGGAUGCCCCAUAUAUGGUACAAAGAGCUAUUUUGACACCAACAAAUGAUGAUGUCCAGAAAUUGAAUGAUAUGAUUAUCGAUCAGUUUCCAGGAGAAGAACAUAAUUUGUUAUCGUUUGACGAGGUUGAAGGAGAUAAUCAUAAUUUAUACCAGCAAGAAUUCUUAAACUCAAUUGCACAAGGUAGUUUGCCACCACAUAUUCUAAAGAUAAAAAAGGGUGCACCAUUGAUGUUAUUACGAAAUCUAGAUCCUAGAUAUGGAUUGUGUAAUGGGACCCGGUUAUUAUGUCGUGGUUUAUUUAUGAAUAUGUUGGAUGUGGAAAUCCUAACAGGAAGCAACGCAGGAAAACAUGCUUUUUUGCCUAGAAUUAAAAUAAAAACAUCUGCAAGUGAUGGUCUGCCUUUUGUCCUUAGUAGAAAGCAGUUUCCUGUGCGGCUAAUUUUUGCAAUUACAAUAAAUAAAUCACAAGGACAAACCAUUCCAAAUGUUGGAAUAUAUCUUCCACGACAUGUUUUUAGUCAUGGACAGUUAUAUGUGGCUUUAUCCAGGGGUGUUUCACAGACUACGACAAGAGUUUUAACCAGGGAAGGAAAAUUGAAAGGAGAAGAUGCCAAACUAGAACACGAUGAAAUCUUUCAAUUAUGUAAGGAGUUGAGACGAAAGAAUAUUGAAACUUGCUUCAACAUGAAAAUAACAGACUUUGAAGAUAAAUGGAACACAUGGAAGGAUGAACAAAGUAUUUCAUCCAUCGACAAACUCGACAAUAAGUUUUUUAAAUCUCAAGAGCGCAUUGAUAAAGGGAUGUACGAAGAAUUGAUUCGAAUAUUUAUAAGAGAAAAAGAAAAUACUUCGAAUAGAGAUUUCAUGUUCGACAUUCCUCUUAAAGAACGUCAUUGA